UGGGUGUGAUUUCAAAUCGUAAAAUUCGCUGACUCUCAAAAUAGGGAUUACAAGCCUCAAAUCUGCGCUUAAGAAAUUGAUUCAGAUUAUGGAAAGGCUCUUACAAAACACGUCGAAACUCCAAGUGGCUUCGUUACAUGGACACCUGGCAUCUGUCAGCAUACCAAUUUAUGAUUUUGAUCUAUCUCUACUGUUCUUUAAAGACUUACAGACGGCGGGGCUUCGUGAAUGCGUUCUAAUUUCCCGUAACCUCAUCCUAAAAAAUAACACUUCUAUUAUUCAUCAUAUUCAUCAUAACCUGGUUGCAUGACGAUUUUUGAACUCCAUUUUAGAUGCAGGUUUAGAGAACAAUAAUCAAAGACUCAUUCUAACAGUCGAGUCUACAUGGUUGUUUGCAGAGGUCGUCAAAAUUUAUUGGAAAGUUUCCCUAAACUUUGUAAAAUUUUAUUAUACAGAAGGGAUUUGGUCGCGAUAUUCGAGUUAAUAUGGGGAAUACCGCCACAAACGGUAAUCUUGAGACCUGGGAUGUCGUCAUUAUAGUUCUCAAUUUCGUCGGUGUCUUCGCAUUCGGCUUAUGGGCAUCAUGCGGAAGUGAAAAAGAAAGCACGAAUGGGUAUUUCUUGGCUGGUCGACAGAUGCCCUGGUAUCUGGUGGGGCUGUCAUUAUGGAUGACUAACAUAGGUAGUCGAUCUUUCAUCGGAAUAGCAGGAUCCGCUUCAGCUUCAGGGUACGGCGUGGCAAUUUUUGAAUUUCAGGCGCUGAAUUGCUUACUACUGCUGGCCUUCAUCUUUAUUCCUAUAUAUUUCGCAUCCGAGAUAUCGACGGUACCAGAAUACCUCAAGCAUCGAUUCGGCGGUGAUCGACUUCAGAUUUUCAUAGCAAUCAUCAACCUUGUCACUGCCGUUGUCGUCAUGUUAGCGAGCGAGAUGUACGCCUCCUCCCUGGUCAUCCAGCAGUCCUUAGGAUGGGACCUCUACACAUCGAUCAUCGUUCUCCUGCUCAUGACAGCCGUCUAUACGGUAGCAGGAGGACUCAAGGCCGUCAUCUACACCGACGCCAUCCAGGCCGUCAUUAUGAUGAUCGGCGCUUUUGCACUCAUGGGAAUAGCUUUCUCGCAAAUUGGUUGGUCGAUGGAUACACUCCGGUUGAAUUACAUGUCGGCCAUCCCCAACACCACCCAGCUCUCAGGAAACACCUCCUGCGGCAUCCCUCAGGAGUCGACUUGGCACAUCUUCCAUCCAGCUGAUGAUGAAAGUCUACCUUGGACUGGCUCUGUCUUUGGGGCCCUGGUCCUGGGUUGUUACUUCUGGUGCACCAAUCAGGUGAUUGUCCAACGUACGCUCGCAGCCAAAAAUGUUACUCACAGCAAGGGUGCUUGCAUCAUGACGGGCUACUUCAAGAUCCUACCAAUGUUCCUCAUGAUCAUCCCGGGUAUGAUCAGCCGAAGCUUGUGGCCAGAUCUUGUGGCCUGCGUUGACCCGGAUACUUGCGAGAGGGUUUGCGGGAAUCCUGCCGGAUGCUCAGACAUUGCGUACCCGAGGAUGGUUGUCCAACUUAUGCCAACAGGACUACGGGGCCUGAUGCUUGCCACUAUGCUUGCUGCCAUGAUAAGUUCGUUGACCUCAAUCUUCAACGCGUCCAGCUCCAUGUUCGUUCUCGAUAUUUGGUAUAAGAUCAGACCGAGGUCGACCGAGCUCGAGCUUGUUAUCGUUGGAAAAUUCUCUACGGUUGUAAUGGUGGUGGUCGGGGUGCUCUGGAUACCGAUCCUCCAGGCCUACGGCUCGGGGGAGCUCUUCACCUACAUACAGGCAAUCAACUCAUACCUUACACCAGGUGUCUUCUCAGUCUUCACGGCCGCCAUCUUGUUUCAACGGGUCAACGAAACGGGAGCUUUCUGGGGCCUGGUGUGUGGGUUCGUGAUUGGCCUGAUCCGAGCCGUCCUCGACUUCGUGUUCGGUGUGCCAUCGUGUGGUCAGGAGGACAACCGACCUGCGAUGAUCAAGGACUUCCACUACCUCCACUUCGCGGCUUUCGUCUACGGUCUCACCCUCAUCCUCGUCAUCGGUUUCAGUUUUCUCGCAGAUCCUGUUCCUCCUUAUAAGUUGGUACGCCUGACCUGGUGGAAUCAUCUCUCUGGUUUACCAAGAGUGCCCAUUUCAUCAUCAGAAGAAGAAAAGAGACUCAAGAAUGAAGAGAUUAGGAAAGAGAAGCAGAAACAAGCUGCGAUAAAUGCUCAAACGAGGACAGGACUGAAGUGGAAACUGUGGUACAUCAUCUGCUGCAUCUCAACCUCUCCACCCGAAAUCGACGACGGCGAUGAACGGGGCGGUGACCAGGACAGUGUGGACAAGGGGAAUGAAGCCGGUGUCGAACAAAAAGCCUCUGCCUACGAGAACCCCAAAUGGGCCCGCUUUGCCCUGGCAAACGGCAUUCUACUUGGUGGUGCCUGUGCGUUUAUUCUGGCCUAUUACGGUUGAAAAAUAUAGGCCUUAUUUCAUCUUAUUAUAUCACGAUCGCAGAGACUUUCGAAAAUCAAUUUAAGCGCAUUUUCAGUACCAUAAGAGGUUUCGCCUAUAUAAAACAUUAUAGGAUUACGUAAUUUUAGCUACGAUCGCAUGAGGUCGUCGUUGUUUAGGCCUAAAAUUUGCGAAAUCUCGAAGUUAGAAAAUACGAUCCAUAACAAUGAUGGGGUUCACACGCGAACCAAAGAAUGAGUUUUCUAAAGAUUUAAGCAACAAGCCGUGUAGCAUUCGAGGUUUAAAACUAGUACAAGCCAUGUACACAUUCAUUAAAACUUUGAAUACUCAUACCAACUGACUUUAGCCUCGGAGUCAAUUGCGUUCACACGGCAAAUAACCGAGAGCGAGGACUGUGGAUUGAAGUUAUGGCGGUAAUCUUGAGAUAUGUCGUGGUUUAUAACUUCGAGUGAACUUGAAGUUUCGUGACCUCGAUUGUGUUCGCACGGUCUCUAAUCAUGCUAACAACAAGAUGACAUUGACGUUUAAAACUACAUCCUAAACGUAAAGUGAAUUUACUGGCGUAUGAUCCUAGUUAUUAAUUGAAAGCUUUCAUGAUUUUGUUUUGUUCGUUUCAUUUUUUUAUAGGCACCCCCAAAAUGUAAGGACACUUUAAGUGGGAAAUUCGGUGCCUGGGGCAACACCCCCUGUAAAAAGAAGCUGGUGCAGUCAUACAUAUAAUAUAGAAUAAUAUGAGCUUAAUAACGUGAGUCAAGCAUAUAAAACUUAUCACAUCAAAUAUUAACUUUAAAAACGUUCAGUAUUUCAAAGGGUCUUCAUGCCAUCGUUGCCUCCUAUGAAACAUUUUUUUCCAUGGCAUUUCGUUUUUAACAUUAGCAUGUAUUUUGUUCUACUCUUAUAAUUAAUACUGCUUUAAUCAUCGUCAUUAUGAUCUAGUUUUCAGUUUAUAUAUAUGCUGUAUACAUUGUCUUCGAUGAACGAAAUCAGUCAACUUAAACAAAAUUAAAGAGAAGGUUAAGUUCUUGGGAGCGGUCAAAAAUAGUUUGUGAGUGUUAUCAUUGUUAUUAUGCACUUGUGGAAGAACAUAAGA
Molecule: messenger RNA, 3567 nt
Organism: Strongylocentrotus purpuratus (purple sea urchin)
Lineage: Eukaryota; Metazoa; Echinodermata; Echinoidea; Camarodonta; Strongylocentrotidae
Product: sodium/glucose cotransporter 4
Exons: 14
Coding region: 486-2477 (663 amino acids)
Biological process (GO): transmembrane transport
Cellular component (GO): plasma membrane
Molecular function (GO): D-glucose:sodium symporter activity
Source: RefSeq, a predicted model, not a curated record